This is a messenger RNA of Cloeon dipterum, 1310 nucleotides long. RefSeq names its product zinc metalloproteinase nas-13-like. The record is from RefSeq and is a predicted model, not a curated record. The coding region runs from base 235 to 1191 and encodes 318 amino acids. NCBI's taxonomy places the organism in Eukaryota, Metazoa, Arthropoda, Insecta, Ephemeroptera, Baetidae. Gene Ontology annotation, biological process: proteolysis. The transcript is spliced from 6 exons. Gene Ontology annotation, molecular function: zinc ion binding; metalloendopeptidase activity.
AAGGGCGAGAAGGAAAGCCAUUUGCAUCAAAAUCGCUGAAAAAUUCAAUGCAUAAACAUGAAUUGAUGGAAUAUAAAUUGCGCCGCUCCGCUGCAUGACCCACUAUACGCUGAAAGGAAGAGCUGCGAGUGUUUGCUGUCAACGAUUUUUUUAUUUUACAUCCGUCUUUUGCCCUAUAUCUCUCCCAAACGCUUUUUUAGGUAUUCUUCGUGCUGAAAAGUGUUUGGCUGGAAAAUGCAGCCAGGCCUCUGCCAAUUAUUUUUGGUCCUUUAUGGCCUGUGGAUGGUGACGGCGCGUCCUUCUGAGGACGCAGCGGCCGCCGCUCCACCCGACGACUUCCCUUCACUGCCGCCCAUUCUCCACCCUGGCUACUUCAGCCCAGACUACAAAGGAAACAUGAUCCCCGGACUGGUCUCCUCAUGGUCACCGAACGACCCCACAAACGUCUGGGAGCUGUCCGGGCUGAGAGAGGGCGACAUCAUGGAGGACGGGCCCAAGUCGAGGAACGUCGUCAGUGACCCUGAGUCUCUGUGGGCGGACGCGACCAUUCCGUACAUUUUAGAGCCAAUGUUCACCGAUGCUGAGCGUAAAACAAUUAGGGAAGGCAUGGAAAUGAUCCAAAAGGACACAUGCUUCAAAUUCCGUCCAUUCAGAAUCGGAGACAUGGACUUCGUCUACAUACAGGGUGGUCCGACCGGCUGCUGGUCGUACGUUGGGCGUCAGGGUGGCGGGCAGGUCGUCAACCUGCAGAGAGCAGGGUGCGUAUACAAAGGAGUGGUGGCUCACGAGCUGCUGCACGCCGCCGGCUUUUUCCACCAACAAAGCGCCGCCGACAGGGACGAGUAUGUAUUCGUCAACUACACAAACAUUCAGUCAGGACGCGAAAGCAACUUCGACAAAUACAACGAGUCGGUCGUGUCUGAUUUUGGAGUAGGUUACGACUACGGCAGCGUAAUGCACUACAGCAGAAAGGCAUUCUCAAAGAACGGCGAGGACACUCUGGUGCCACUCAAAGAUGGAGCCGAAAUUGGCAACCGAGAUAGCGUCACAGACAAAGACAUGGCCAAGCUGAAGGCAAAGUACGGAUGCAGCGAGGGGAGCGAGGCCACCGAAGCCCCUUCCAACUACGGCAACAUGAUGUUCGAGGCUGGAAACCAACUCCUCUCCCUCUUUGUCUCACCGCCGAAUUAAAAUAAUCUGCAUUUUUUCUAUCGAUUGUCCUUUGUAAAUUUUAUUAAAUGGGCGGUGUGUGCAAAAUGUUUAUGUUCUUAAAUCUCUUAUAGGAAUAAAAAGGUUUAAUAGAAAAUGAA